This is a messenger RNA of Gongylonema pulchrum, 456 nucleotides long. The record is from the annotation of a GenBank genome assembly. Lineage: Eukaryota; Metazoa; Nematoda; Chromadorea; Rhabditida; Gongylonematidae.
AUGAUUCCACUCCGACGAGCCGUUCUGCUGAGAAAAGCUACAAUCUCUGCUUAUGUCCAGAGGCUUGCGAACAAUAACGUACAACAACAAUCGCUGGAGAAGCGGAGUAAGCAAAAAUCGCUGGAGAAGCUCAGUGAGGACGCAACCGAAGACAAAAGUGCCAAUUUAUUGGGCGAGUCUGUUAUUUACGAUGAGUUGGAAGAGCAAUCGAAGCAAACAGACGUUACCAAUCGGGCGCUGUUAUCACGCCGUUUUUCGGCACGUGGGACGAAGAAAAAGGUAGUGGCUAAUCGUUUCCGACCGGUGAUUUACUCGGAGGGCGAACUGGAAAAAUCAGAUCUUUCGCAGCCUCCAUCAAGGUCAUUUUCAGUUGCUUUUCGAAGUAGAGGAUUUCACCGUGAAAAAUUUUUGCCUAGCAUGAAGCUAUUCACAUUUCUAAUUUGUAUUCAUAAGUAG